Molecule: messenger RNA, 924 nt
Organism: Guillardia theta CCMP2712
Lineage: Eukaryota; Cryptophyceae; Pyrenomonadales; Geminigeraceae
Exons: 1
Coding region: 1-924 (307 amino acids)
Source: RefSeq, a predicted model, not a curated record
AUGGAAAGCUUCAACUCCUCUGGGAUGGCCGGGGGCUCAAACGUCUCGUACAAGGCAACCUUGGCUCCAUUCUGGUACUUUGCUCCCUCCUGUCAGCACAAGACGUACGCGGUGGAAGGCUUCACGGAGAUGCUUGCUCAGAGUGCAGUGAGGUACAGGUAUUGCAGCAACCCUUACCACACUUGGGAGGCGCUCUUGUACAACGCAAGCAUGGGCCGAGUCGCCUUCAAGACCGGAGGGUUGGGCAUGCUCGCCAUCCACGGGCUGUACGAAGUCUGGGUGUGCAUACAAAACCACCCGUGUGCUCUAGACCCCGCAGACCCCUCCUUCUGCUGGGUGUACAAUGAGAUGGAGACGACCUGGAUACCUUGGGGUGAGAACUCCAACCUCCAGCUGUUCGUCCCCAGCAAACCCUGCGGGUCCAGCAGCCCGAGAGGCAGCUUCAACGAGCCGUCUCCUUCAGCCUCUGACCAGCAGCUCCAGGUCAGCUUGUCCAGCUGCAGGAUGGAAAUCGCGAUGCGGGUGGAGGACGCUUUUGACCUCUACGUGGACGGGGUCUACGUGACCUCGGGCAGCGAUUCGCAGGUAGUGCAUGAGCUCUCCGUCCCCGUCGCUUCUUCUGCUGGAGCUCUAGUGGCGGUCAAGGCGAUCAAUGUCGCAGGUUCGGGGGGCCUGGUCGGGAUCUUCGGGGGUGAGCCCACCAGCUCCUCGGGCUGGAAGUGUCAGAAGUUCCCCAGCGACGCUCCGCCUGCUGAAUGGAAUCAGAGGUCGUUCGAUGACUCGGCAUGGCCCCAGGCCGCAAGCGAUGCCGGGACUUCAAUGGAUUAUGCACGGGUGUGGGCGAAAGGCUACAUGGACAGGGCGUCGACGGUCUUCUGUCGUAGUCUUGUGAAGAAUCCCUCGCUCGUGUGCUACGUCCUAUAG